CCUUCCACUCGAUCACUCCGCGCCGCACCGCAACCCAAUCCUCUCCUUUCUCUCCUCUCCUCUCCUCUCCUCUAGCUUUCCUUCCUUCUCUUCAACACCUCACCUCCAUUCUCCACAGUCUCUCUCUCCUCCCUCCACCUCUCGGCACGCACAGCCACGUACCUUGCUGCAUAUAGCUUGCCAGCCGCCGCCAUGGCCGCCGUCACCGCCGCGGCCGUGUCGCUAUCCUCCUCCCCUGCCAAGGCUGCUGCACCGUCCCCGUCAUGCAGCCACUUCCUGGCUUACCCGCGCGUGGCCGCGCGCAAUGCCCGGGCGGUACGGGUGCAAGUUUCGACGACGGAGACGACCGAGGCGGCGCCGGCGCCGGUGAAGAAGGAGAAGAUCUCCAAGAAGCAGGACGAAGGGGUGGCGACCAACACGUACAGGCCCAAGGAGCCGUACGUGGGCAGGUGCCUGCUCAACACCAGGAUCACCGGCGACGACGCGCCCGGGGAGACAUGGCACAUGGUCUUCAGCACCGAAGGGAAGCUCCCGUACAGAGAAGGGCAGUCCAUUGGCGUGAUCGCUGACGGUGUCGACAAGAACGGCAAGCCACACAAGCUCAGGCUCUACUCCAUCGCCAGCAGCGCCCUCGGAGAUUUCGGUGACUCCAAGACGGUGUCGCUUUGCGUGAAGAGGCUGGUUUACACAAAUGAUCAAGGGGAGAUCGUCAAAGGAGUCUGCUCGAACUUCCUAUGUGACCUGAAGGCAGGCUCUGAAGUGAAGAUCACAGGACCAGUUGGUAAGGAGAUGCUCAUGCCCAAGGACCCCAAUGCCACUAUCGUUAUGCUUGCCACAGGUACCGGAAUCGCUCCGUUCCGCUCAUUCUUGUGGAAGAUGUUCUUCGAGGAGCACGAGGACUACAAGUUCAACGGUCUGGCAUGGCUCUUCCUGGGAGUUCCUACAAGUAGCACUCUGCUCUACAAGGAGGAGCUGGAGAAGAUGAAGGAGAUGGCGCCGGAGAACUUCCGGCUGGACUUCGCAGUGAGCCGAGAGCAGACGAACGCGGCGGGGGAGAAGAUGUACAUCCAGACGCGGAUGGCGGAGUACAAGGAGGAGCUGUGGCAGCUGCUCAAGAAGGACAACACCUACGUCUACAUGUGCGGGCUCAAGGGCAUGGAGAAGGGCAUCGACGACAUCAUGGUCGACCUCGCAGCCAAAGACGGGAUUGACUGGUUUGAGUACAAGAAGCAGCUGAAGAAGGGUGAGCAAUGGAACGUCGAAGUCUACUGAUGGAAUCGUCCAUGCGUCGGCACACUAUACUAGUCAUCUUGCACAGGGAUUUUGUUUUUGUUGUGCAAGCUCAACCUGCCUGCCUCUUGUAUCCAAUCUAUUCAUCAUCAGAUGCACCAGCAGCAUGCAUCCUCAGCUCAAGUGAACUGGGCUCAAAUCAAAUCAAAUAAAAUCAAACAAAUCAAAUCAUUGUACA
This is a messenger RNA of Phragmites australis (common reed), 1468 nucleotides long. Its product is annotated as ferredoxin--NADP reductase, leaf isozyme 1, chloroplastic-like. NCBI's taxonomy places the organism in Eukaryota, Viridiplantae, Streptophyta, Magnoliopsida, Poales, Poaceae. Bases 193 to 1272 code for a protein of 359 amino acids. The transcript is spliced from 7 exons. The record is from RefSeq and is a predicted model, not a curated record. Gene Ontology annotation, molecular function: oxidoreductase activity.